This is a messenger RNA of Prorocentrum cordatum, 1741 nucleotides long. The record is from the annotation of a GenBank genome assembly. Lineage: Eukaryota; Dinophyceae; Prorocentrales; Prorocentraceae.
CAGCACCUGCACACCUGCGGCUAUGCUCGUGGAAGAACUGCCUCAGCGGCGCGGGCCCCCGCCCCCGCGCGGCGGCCCCGAGCCUUCGAGCUGCCGCCCCCCGAUCUACGACUGCGCGGACGCUGCGCGGUGCAGGGGCGGCACUGCGUGGCUGCGCGGUGCCCCGCUCGCGUCGGGUGGCCGCUCGAAGCUCGGCAGGCAAAGGGCGGCCGGGCAGGCGGCGCACGGCUGCCGCGCCCGCUGCGGCUGCGCGCUGCCUGCACAGUGCUGCCCGCGCGGUCUGGAACUCGGCGGCGGGCGACGCAACGGGCUUCUCGGAAGGCGCGGGGGCUUCUGGGGAGCCCCGCCGCCUUCUGAAAAAAAAGCGUGGUCCGUUGCAUUUCUCCCCUCGCCCGCCGCCGAAAAACGGCCAAAAACAUCCCGUCUGGAUGUUUUUCAAGACGCUGACACGUCUGGGGCUGCUCUUACCCAGCACGAGGAAGAAGAGGAGGACGAAAACGAGGAAGAGGAGGAAGGAGGGAAGGUGGAGGAGAGGCAACCAGGAAGGGAGGGAUGGGCGUCGGACGUGUGCCGGAGAGCCGCGUCGAGCGGCCGACUCUCCGUCCGCCGCGUCCGCUCAAGCACGAGCGAGGGCCAGACAAAAAAGUUUAAGCGAGCGAAGGCUGGCCUAAAAAGUUUGCCGAGGGUCAGGAGGUGAGCUCGGGGUGUGGAGAACCGGCCACAUCGCUCGAGAUGCGCAACAGGGAAACACCAGGGAGAGGAGGAGAAGGUGGUCCUAUUGUCGGCUUCCGUGCACCAGAAGAGAGUCGGGGCCUCACCUUAGCCGACCAUCUGAGGAUGCGCCAAAAAAGCCGAGGAAAAACGCUGCAAUGAGUGGCACUGAAACGUGAGGUCCUUGAUGCAGGUCGUGUCUCUUCACAAGACAGGCCCUGCGCAAAACGCUGCUCAGAAAGCACGAGCGCGAGGCACAACGCAGAAGUACGUCGCACAGAGCGUAGGGGUGGGCUGAGGAGGAGGAGGAGGAGGAGCAGAAGCAGGAGGAGGAACUCGCUGGAGGUCUGCCUCGCCUGGAAGCGCUCCACUCUGCGUUGCCCCCGGUUAAAAAGCCGCGCGCAGGCCGCCGCGCCAAGGCACGCGCGCGCCAUCCAUGUGGGCGCGGGCCCGGGCGGCGAGGUCCCCUGUCUGUGAAGGGUCGCUGGCGCCAUCUGUGCCGCGGCCGGCGCCCCAUUGGAGGCGAAUGGCCGGCGCUUCGCGGCGGAGUCGGGGGUGGGGGACGAGAGAGAGGAAGAGAGAGAGAGAAAGAGCGUGGAAGGAGAAAGAUGUCAAACAGAAAUGUGUUUGAAAUGACAGCCUAGCUGACAGGCCGCUACGCCGGUCUAACAAGCAGGGGCACCACAUGGCAUUGCAUAAUUACCUACGGCGUCCCAUCGUCAAUCCCUACCGCCCCCGCAACCGCGUUGCGUUGUGUCGGCUGGCGCCUACGAAACAGGCGUGCGUGGAUACUAUUCGGUCGGGGCCCUCACACGGAGCUCCCUCGCAGGCCGGCCGACGGCGGCGAGCGUGAUCUGACGUGCACGUGCGGCGCCUCUGCGCCACAGAGCAUGUUCCAUGCAACCGCCACCGGGUGGCAGCCGUGCUCCGGAGAGGAGCCUCAAUGCCUGCGCCAUGGCUUCCCCGAUGGCGAGCCGUCGCCCCUGAUCCUUACCGCCGGUGUUCUCGCAGCCGUAGCGCCGCGAGGCCU